This is a messenger RNA of Periophthalmus magnuspinnatus, 3772 nucleotides long. It is a transcript of the gene hlcs, whose product is annotated as holocarboxylase synthetase (biotin-(proprionyl-CoA-carboxylase (ATP-hydrolysing)) ligase). Gene Ontology annotation, molecular function: biotin--[biotin carboxyl-carrier protein] ligase activity. The record is from RefSeq and is a predicted model, not a curated record. NCBI's taxonomy places the organism in Eukaryota, Metazoa, Chordata, Actinopteri, Gobiiformes, Gobiidae. The transcript is spliced from 11 exons. Gene Ontology annotation, biological process: protein modification process. Bases 129 to 2855 code for a protein of 908 amino acids. Gene Ontology annotation, cellular component: cytoplasm.
GAUCCACGAAGCACUAUGUUGGUGAAUGUUGUCCACAGUGUCCACAGUGUCCACAGAGCUACAGUGGGCCCCUGCUGAAAGACCAUGGACAGAGGCCCCUGUGCGGAGUCCAGGAGCCGUGGGGGACCAUGCUGAUCACACUGUCCUACCUGUAUCUGUGGGUGCGCUUCCACCGGGGCUACGCAACGCUCCUGCGGAAUACACUGGGCAGGCUCCAGCGCACCGGCCGCCUGUCCUUCAGCUUUUGUCGGUGCCCCAGCGCUCUGCCCCGCCACACCGCUGCCCUCCCUCGUGCGGAGCCUCUGGACGAGCCUCGUGAGGAACCGGGAGUGUUCCUCCAGCUCGGGGACAAGGCGGUGUACGUGACCGAGCCGCAGGCCUGCAGUGACCUGAGCUGUUGGACUGUGCUGCACUCUUCCUCUGCUCCACUUAGGGACCACAUUUCCUUCAUCAUCGAGGCCACAGGACACAGAGCCACGCGCCGCCCUACAAAGCCCAACAACAAGGUGCUGGGGUGGUCAGAGCUGUGCGUCCCUCUGGCCCGCUGCCCUUUGACCCCGGGGCAGCCGUACAGAGCCUUGGCCCAGGCCUCAGUGGAGGACUUCAGCCGCUUGGGUGUGGCCUUCAUCGAGGACCGCCUCCAGCUGGAGGACCACCUCUGGCCCUCCAAGAUUGUCCCUGUCCUUCUGGAGGAGUCUGUUGUCAGUGCGUUGCUGGAAAAGCGUCACUCCCAGCGUUCUGAGUCCCCACAUCCCGCCCUUCCGUCCCUCCUCCACCUGUCUGUGGACGAAGCGCCCUUCCUGUGUCGCAAAGGCAGCCUCCGCCUACCCUCCGAACACCCACCCCGCCUGGACGAACGCCGUGGGUCUUUGCCUCUCCACGGCCCCCCUGACCUGUCUCUUCUGUGCGACUCGGGCAGCCAGCAGCACAUGGAGGAGCACGGGCAUCACCUGCACCUGUCUAGCUGCCAUGAGUGCCUGGAGCUGGAGAAUAGCACCAUCCUUUCAGUGAAGUAUGCCUCUGUGGAGAACCUCCCAGAGCUUCCAGACGACAGCUCCGCACUGGACUCGGGAGGGGACAUCUUGGAGGACAACUUUUCCAAUACGGGCGUCGACAUCAACUCCAUACCGCCCAAUGUCCUGGUGUACACCGGAGGGAGCGAGCCAUGUUUUCAGAGCAUUCAAAAAGUGUUAUCAAAAUGCAUAAAUAUGAACAACUACAUGAUAUACCAUCUGACGACAGCACAAGCCCUGAGCGAUCCCUGGCUGGACAACUGCCGUCUGCUGGUGGUAGCCGAGGACGCGGAAGAGGAGGGUCUCUCGGCUCAUCUCCAAACCCGGUUCCUGACUUACCUGAGCGGGGGCGGCAGGGUGCUGGGGCUGGCCUCCCGCCUGUGCCCUGCAGGUGUCUCCCUACGGUGUCAGGAAGGUGGUGAGGGCGAGGGGAGGCUGGGCACUCUGAGCUUCACCCGGGAGGACAGCAGCACUGUGCAGCUACGGGUGCAGACCAGCGGGCGUGUGUACAUGAGGGAUGCACAGGGAGGAGGAGAGGUGGAGCUGUGGGGUGAGCUGAGCGGGGGGCAGAUGGUCAUUGUCCGGGUGACACACGGAGAUGACGGGGGAGAGGCCGUGCUCUGUCAGGUUCACCUGGAGAAGUCUACAGACCACCUCACCCUGACGUCAGCAGGUGUGGAGCAGCACAAUAAGCAGCCUGUAGAGCAGUCCAUAGAUGGUGAGAAGCUUCGUCUGGAGGUCCUAGAGGAGAUUCUGAGCUCUCUGGGUCUGAGCUGUGAGCCCAGUGUGGCCCCCUCCCCCAGCCCCGUGCAUCUGCUGUCCACUUCCACGGAAGCCAAGAGUCGGUUUGUGAAGCUGCUGAGGAGCCGAGCAGAUGACACGGGCCUGAUGCAUCUGCCUAAAGUCUCCCUCAGAAUGGUGUCUUGCUCAGAGGCCGAGGCAGAAUCGAACCCUGCAGAGGGCCCUGUGCUGCUGGUGUGGGACAGCUCCAAUGCCCCCUGCCCACAGCACUUCAAUCUGCAGACGUACCAGUCCCAUCUGACGAGCAGGCUGCUGGGGAGAACACUCCUGUAUGCUGAGGUGGUCUCCUCCACCAUGGACCUGCUGGAGGGGUUGAACCUGCAUGUCCCUGGUGAUGUGGGUCUGGUGGCAGUGGCAGCUCGUCAAAGCCACGGCAGAGGCCGCAGCAAGAAUGGGUGGCUCAGUCCUCUGGGCUGUGCCAUGUUCACAGUCUGCCUGCAGGUGGAACUGUCCUCUCCUCUGGGCCAGAGGAUUCCCUUCCUGCAGCACCUGAUGGCCCUGGCUGUGGUGGAAGCUGUGCGCACUCUUCCUGGUUAUGAGGAGUUAGACCUGAGAGUGAAAUGGCCUAAUGACAUUUACCACGGCAGCGGGCUGAAGCUGGGCGGAGUCCUGGUUACCUCCACUGUGCUGGGCUCCACCUUUCACCUGCUCGUAGGAUGUGGUUUCAAUGUGAGCAACAGCAGCCCUACUAUGUGCAUCAACGACCUGAUCCAUAGGCACAACCAGGAGCACGGAGGGAGCCUGGAGCUCCUGAGCUCUAGCCAGCUCAUUGCACGCUCGCUCAGCCUCCUGGAGCACCUCAUCAGCCUCUUCCAGAGAGAGGGGCCAGAUGCCAUCCUGCCUACGUACUAUAGCCGCUGGCUUCACAGUGGGACACAGGUGCGUCUGUGGAGUGAGGAGGGGCCCGAGGCACAGGUGGUGGGCCUGGACCAUAAUGGCUUCCUCCAGGUGCACUGCCCUGAGCGCGGCCUGCUCUCCCUGGAGCCCGAUGGUAACUCCUUCGACAUGCUCAAGAACCUGCUGGUCAUGAAGCAGCACUGAGAACGACCAGAGACAGGCCUCGCCUACCAAGAAAGAGGCCACUCCCACCGGACACUGGGACUCUGGGAAUAGUUUAUUUUUCUAUCAUAACAGUACACAAAAGAAACCACAUACACUGGCCCAAACUCUGUCCCCAACAGUAACCAGUUUAUUUACAGGUGCACUAUGAAUGACAGCCCUUUUGUGUCCCAUGAGAUUGCUCACCCAUAGUGCCACUCAGCACUAUGACUUGAGCAGCUAGGACUCUUGCUUCACAGCAAGAAGGUCCUUUGUCGCCCAGGCCUUUUUAUGGUGUUUCUGACCAUGGAAAAUUUGUCCUGACCAAGACUAGUUCAAGAUGGAGGUGAGAAUACUGCACUACAACGCAUUGAAGGAUGGGUCAAAUGCAGAGUAUAAAUGUUCCUAAUUAAUUAAAUUAAUUAAUUAAAUAAAUAAAGGUGUCAUUUUAAUUAUUUUAAUACCAUACUGUGGAACAUUCCAGGGAAGGCAAUAAAAUCUCCUUGAAGACAAGCAGGUGAUGGACCAUCCACCUGAUAGUUACAUAGUGCAUCUUUAAUGUCAUACUUACUGCACAAAAUGGCAGCCCUGUCCCAGACAUGCAGCACUUCCAUAUGACAGCCUGCAGAAGUGAGGCUUAUGACUAUAGUCAUAUUGUGUACAUUUCCUUUUUUAUAAAUAGAAUAUGCAUAACAUAUAUAAAUUAUGUUAAUAUGUUAAAAGUGUGUAUAGUGAGGUUUUCUGUAAUUCCUAUGUAUGAGAGUUAUUGAUCAUUGAUUUUUAUCACAUUGUUUAUUUGUCAGAUGCAAUAAACAAGAGUAAUUUGGAACAUGUCUAAUGAAGUUUGUAAGCGCUGAUGUUGACAUAAGGAAACUGGAAAUGUGAGUAAUUUGUCAGAUAAAAUAUAUUUUGUGUACAGU